AUGGCUUUGCGUUCACAUGAUGAGGAGCAUUCGGCCUCACAGCACUCAGAAAUUAUACCGCGUCUCCAAAGUUUGUCCAGAAUCUUAUGUGAUUCGUCAACAAGCAACAUGUCACCAGCACCGUGGCGAGUAGAAUUUCUAAGCCACAUUUCGAAGAUGUCCUCGCAGGAAUUCGUACUCUCCUCGCUACAUCUAGCACCUCCUGCAAGCUCGAUUCCUUACUAUCCUCGCGCUCGUACAUGCAUCUUUCGAGGAAUGUGGGCAGAGUUAGUAGCUCAUCGACUCAAUCCAGCAGAAUUGAACGAAAAAGCCUACGAAAGCGAAAUGCUGACGAUGACUACCGAUGCGAGAAUGGAAAAGUUGAAUGAAAUUAUUGCUAGCGCCAAUGAAAACAAUGAGAUUGACGGGGCUCAUCAGAAAAAAUAUGUAAGUGGUGGAGGUGGUCCGGUAGAAGCUGUUUUUUGGGCCAAGGACUCCCGAACACAAUGGAGGAUAAAAGGGAAAGCAUUUGUGGUUGGAAAUGAUAUCGAAGAUGAAAAUGCUGCUGGAGCAAAGUUAGCUAGAGAUGAGAUACAAAAGGGUAUGCGAGUUGUGGAGACGGACAAAAUAUGCAAGUGGAGCUGGGCUCGAGAACUCACGGCCCAUUUUGGAAAUCUCUCGCCUUCAAUGAGAGGGACUUUCAAAAACCCCAUCCCAGGCUCUCCAAUCACUUGCCCUAUAGAAGACAAGCGCCUCUGGUUGGGACAAGAUGUCUACGACCUAAACGACUCAGUAGCGAGGGAAAAUUUUUGCACCAUUGUCAUCAAGCCAGAAGAAGUAGAGCAGCUUAGUCUUACUGGCCCCAAAACUGCACGGCGUUGGAAAUAUAGCUACGUUGGGGCAGGAACUAAUGACAUAGGGAAUUGGAAAACGGAGGAACUGUGGCCAUGA
This is a messenger RNA of Blumeria graminis f. sp. triticale, 930 nucleotides long. The record is from the annotation of a GenBank genome assembly. NCBI's taxonomy places the organism in Eukaryota, Fungi, Ascomycota, Leotiomycetes, Helotiales, Erysiphaceae.